CCGGGGUCCCCGUGGCCCGCCCGCCCCCCGGGCUGUGGGCAGCUGCCCCGGAGCCCGCCCGCCGCCGGGAACUCGCGCCCCACGGGCCGCGCCGGCCGGGGCCAUGGUGCCCUCUCCCGCGGAGCCCGUCGCUGCAGAGGGGUCGGGCAAGACCGAGGAGCUCAGUCCCGCGUCCGUGGGGACCGCCCCGCCCUCGGGCCCGGGACCCUCCGAAGCCAAGGAGGAGGUGGAGGUGGAGCUGGCGGGGCCGGCGGGCGCCCAGCCCCCAGUGCCCCCCGAGGGCGGCUGGGGCUGGCUGGUGAUGCUGGCGGCCAUGUGGUGCAACGGGUCGGUGUUUGGCAUCCAGAACGCCUGCGGGGUGCUCUUCGUGGCCAUGCUGAAGACCUUCGGGUCCAAGGACGAUGACCAGAUGGUGUUCAAGACAGCAUGGGUAAGUUCUCUCUCCAUGGGGAUGAUUUUCUUUUGCUGCCCAAUAGUCAGCAUCUUCACAGACAUAUUUGGUUGUCGGAAAACAGCUGUUGUGGGUGCUGCUAUUGGAUUCAUUGGACUCAUGUCCAGUUCUUUUGUAAGUUCCAUCGAACCGCUGUACCUCACCUACGGAAUCAUAUUUGCCAGCGGCUGCUCCUUUGCCUACCAGCCUUCCUUGGUCAUUCUGGGCCACUAUUUCAAGAAGCGCCUCGGAUUGGUGAACGGCAUCGUCACCGCUGGCAGCAGUCUCUUCACAAUCUUGCUGCCUCUCCUCCUAAGGGUUCUGACCGACAAUUUGGACCUCUUUUACACGCUGAGAAUCCUCUGCAUCUUCAUGUUUGUUCUCUUUCUGGCUGGCUUUACUUACCGACCUCUUGUUCCCAGUGUCAGAGAGAAAGAGAGUGGAAUCAAAGGAGGCAAGAGAUCCUCCUUCUUUUCCCGGAGGAAGUUCAGUCCUCCCCAAAAAAUUUUCAAUUUUGCCAUCUUCAAGGUGAAGGCUUACGCAGUGUGGGCAGUUGGAAUACCGCUCGCACUUUUUGGAUAUUUUGUGCCUUAUGUUCACUUGGUGAAAUACGUGAACGAAAGGUUUAAAGACGAGCCCAACAAGGAGGUGGUGCUCAUGUGCAUCGGCAUCACUUCGGGAGUGGGCCGGCUGCUCUUCGGCCGGAUCGCAGACUACGUGCCUGGCGUGAAGAAGGUUUACCUGCAGGUGCUCUCCUUUGUAUUCAUUGGUCUGAUGUCCAUGAUGAUUCCCUUGUGUAGCGUCUUUGGGGCCCUCAUCGCUGUCUGUCUCAUCAUGGGCCUCUUCGAUGGAUGCUUCAUUUCAAUUAUGGCCCCCAUUGCCUUUGAGUUAGUCGGUGCCCAGGAUGUUUCCCAAGCAAUUGGAUUUCUGCUCGGUUUCAUGUCUAUACCCAUGACUGUGGGCCCACCCAUUGCAGGGUUACUUCGUGAGAAGCUGGGUUCCUAUGAUGUGGCAUUCUAUCUCGCUGGAGUCCCUCCCCUUAUUGGAGGCGCAGUCCUUUGCUUUAUCCCAUGGAUCCAUAGUAAGAAGCAAAGAGAGAUGGAUAAAACCACAGGAGGAGAAAAGUUGGAGAAAAUGCUGGGGAACCAGAACUCUCUGUCAAGUUCAUCUGGAAUCGUGAAGAAAGAAUCUGACUCUGUUAUUUAAUGUCUUCUAUACCUCCACCAGACUGGAUUUGCUUUCUGAAGUUUAAGCAGGUUUCCUUUUAUAUAAAUUGCAAAUUAUUUUUGUAAUCACAUCCUAAGGAUAGCACAAUAAUGGGAAAUCGGACAUUUAUUACUACAAGAACCAUUUUUUGCCACCGAAUAGCUGACAUUUCCAUGAGCCUGAGGACAGACUCUGGUCCAUGAAAACAUCUCUGAAAGUUAAAUAUAAUGAGAAUUUGACCUAUCUCCGUAGAAAGCAACUUUGGAAACUGUGAAAGCUAUUUAGCUCCUACAAAUAUUUAAGAAUACCUCAAGCUAUACUGAAAAGGUUGUAAUUUGGUUUGACUGGAAAUAUUGUUUGUUGUCUCACAUGCUGUUUUUAGUUCUGGUAUCUAUCUAGAUUUUAAUUUCUUUUGCUAUUUGGAGACUUUUUACAAAAUUUAAGUCUGGCUUUUAGAUAAUGUGCUAUUUACCUAAACCUCAAGUGUGUGUGAAAGCUGCUUUGCCUGCCAUUAAAUUGGUCCUGACAUGAAGGGGUUCUGACUUGCUCUAGUGUCAGAGAUCUUUUUGGAGCAAAUGCUAGCAAUGUAUUCAGAUCCAGCAUGUGAGAUUCCUGGUCAUAAGAGCAGAGCAGUUAAAAAAUCUGGCAUUUCUCCCAUUUACGUUUAUUCCCUUUGGCUUUGCAGUAUGUUUUACUGGAGUAGCCAGAAAUGCUCCAAAUUUCUGAAUUUGUUUAAAUUAUAACAAUAAAGAAAAACAGAAUGAAUGAAA
Pipistrellus kuhlii (Kuhl's pipistrelle) is the source of this 2406-nucleotide messenger RNA. It is a transcript of the gene SLC16A10, whose product is annotated as solute carrier family 16 member 10. The record is from RefSeq and is a predicted model, not a curated record. Gene Ontology annotation, molecular function: monocarboxylic acid transmembrane transporter activity. The coding region runs from base 104 to 1636 and encodes 510 amino acids. The transcript has 6 exons. Gene Ontology annotation, biological process: transmembrane transport. NCBI's taxonomy places the organism in Eukaryota, Metazoa, Chordata, Mammalia, Chiroptera, Vespertilionidae.